UAUAACUCGUUACCACCACUUAUAAGUCGUUCCCACCACUUAUAAUUCGUUUACUGCGUCUGGACUAAAUUCUUCGUAAGGCCUAUGCUAGAGCGAUUUAGAGUCGUCUUUUUUAAAACUACUGACUUUGUUCUGACCAUUUUAGCCAAAAAUGGAUGAACGAGAGCAAGAACGAAAUGCAGUGAUAAAGAUAUGCUUUGAAAUGGGACUCAUGUACAAAGACAUAGUUACGAUUCUUGCCACAGAGUGUGGAAUUGUAAUUUCUUUCCGUCAUUUGAAAAGGCUGCUCAGACAGCAUGGCCUGUCAAGGAGAAAAAACUACAGUGACAUCGGUGAGGUUGUAGACUUUAUUCUAAAGCAGGUCGAGGGAUCGGGUCGUCUGCAUGGCUACCGAUGGAUGUUUGAAAAAUGUCGGGCACAUCAUAUCAAUUGUAAAAAGGAAGAUGUAAGGAUAAUCCUUGGAGUUGUCGACCCAGAAGGGACAACUCAGAGGAGAAGGAGAAGACUGAGGCGACGUCAGUAUUCAUCCAAAGGGCCAAACUUUUUGUGGCAUCUGGACAGCUACGAUAAAACUGAAAACCCGAAGGUGAUUGGAGGGUACUACAUAGAAAAGGUGUCAGACAUCGGAGGAUGUCCAUCUGUUGUACGUGGGGAUCUAGGUACCGAGAAUGGAUAUGUGCGUGACUUUCAAAGGUUCUUCCGUGAGGAUGAUGAAGAUGGCAUGGCGGGCAUUUGCAGUUAUCUAGAAGGUCCAAGCACUGCCAAUCAAAGGAUCGAGUACUGGUGGUCCUUCCUUCGAAGGGAGUGCAUGGAAUUUUGGAUCUAUUUUUUUCGCGAUUUGCAAGAUGACGGUGAUUUCAUUGGCAAUUUCGUAGAUGUCAAUCUCCUACGGUUUUGUUUCUUACAUCUUAUCCAGGCUGAGCUUGAUGAAGUGGUAGAUAUAUGGGAUCGGCAUCUCAUUAGACCAUCGAGGAACGUCCAAGCUCCUAGCGGCUGCCCAAACAUUAUGUUCAACUUGCCGUCUUUGUACACUACAAGAGAUUAUCUGCAUGGUGUGAGCCAGGAACGUAUGCAAGCAUGCAAAGAGGAAUGUGUUUUCAGAAAAACAAUACCAUGUGAUGAAGACAUCUUUGAACUCUGUUGCAUCGUGAUGAAUGAAGUUGGGUACGAGUAUCCAAGAGACCGACACGGUGCUCGACUUCUUUAUGUAGCUCUUCGACGUGAGAUAACACACUUGCUUAACAAUUAAUUCUGUCUGAAGGUGCAGCAGCUAUAGGUUCAAACCAACUUAACCAAGGAAUACAAACAAUACCUGAUCAUGUGGGUGUGUUUUAAGUUUUUCCUUUUUUGUUCUUCUUAAGGAAAUAAGCAUAGUCUAAUUGCCUUCUCGCCAAUCAUUGGUUUUGUACACAGUUUGACCUAGAUUAUCUGGCCACUAUC
Messenger RNA from Lytechinus pictus (painted urchin), 1440 nucleotides. RefSeq lists its product as uncharacterized. The coding region runs from base 152 to 1249 and encodes 365 amino acids. The transcript is spliced from 3 exons. The record is from RefSeq and is a predicted model, not a curated record. NCBI's taxonomy places the organism in Eukaryota, Metazoa, Echinodermata, Echinoidea, Temnopleuroida, Toxopneustidae.